This is a messenger RNA of Rasamsonia emersonii CBS 393.64, 1398 nucleotides long. RefSeq lists its product as uncharacterized. The record is from RefSeq and is a predicted model, not a curated record. Lineage: Eukaryota; Fungi; Ascomycota; Eurotiomycetes; Eurotiales; Trichocomaceae. Gene Ontology annotation, cellular component: cytoplasm. The coding region runs from base 1 to 1398 and encodes 465 amino acids. The transcript has 4 exons.
AUGUCGCUCGCCCCGCUGUCUGCGCCAGAGCGCAAACAAUCUCCCCAUCUCAACCUGGGCUCCAAUAAUCCCUUUCGAAAUCGUGCCCUCUCUUCGACCAGCAGCACCUCUCCUGCUUCCCCGGGGCCCAACAGUCGUCCGGAGAGACCACGGUCUACGAAUCCCUUCUUAGACGAGACAGAGAUGCAGUCCGCACAGGAAGGAGCAGGGAGCAACCACAAUUUUGUCGGCAACGCUGCCGAGCUUUUCGAGAACCUCUCGCUUGAUUCCUCAAAACCCAAAGAGCGCAGGCCAGCCCCUCCCCGUCCGGACAAGCCACAGCCGCGGUCUCGCUCCCGAGAACGAUCGGACACGCGGGAAAAGGACCCGUUCGACAUUUUCGCAGACCCUCCGGAUACGAAGCGCCGCUCCCCGUCCAGACCUCGGGAUGGACGUCCUCGCCCCCGUCGAAACUCGGAAUCGUCGAUCAUGGAGAAGCCAAAAUAUCUCGAUCCGGAAGAAGAGAAACGACGACGGGAGAGAAAACACCGCGACCGAGAGGGCCGGCACCGCGAUGGAAAGCAUCGUUCAUCACGACGAUCCCCUAACUACAAGCUCGACGUGAUCGAUAAGCUGGAUGUCACCAGCAUCUAUGGCACUGGCUUGUUCCAUCACGACGGUCCCUUCGACGCGUGCAAUCCCCACCGUAAUCGCAAAGGUUCCCGAAGGGCACCAAUGGAUGCGUUUCCGAAAGAUUCCAAGAACAUGGCGCUGGGCGGCAUCGGGCCUAAUAACUCGGAGAUGGAUCUGGCCCUGUUUCACGGUCAAACAUCCGAAGGCUACUUGGAUUACUCGUCAAGUGGGACGAAGAAAGAUGCAGUGCCUUUUGACCCAACCACGCGAAUUGAGCCCAUUCAUGGUGCGGAGAGUAUGGGUCUCGGCACCAGUACGUUCCUGGAGGGCACGCCGGCGAGCCGCGCCGCCAUCGAGCGACGUCAGAGCGAGAAUGAAGCGGAGAUGGCGCAGAACGGUGGGCUGCAACGCAAGAAGAGUCUGGCGCAGAAGAUCCGGGGCAUCAACCGGUCUGCGUCUGCCCGAGUGACAUCCCCGGAACCAGUCCGGACCAGUGCCGCAAGCUCUGGACCGACUAGCAGCAGCUCCUACAAGAACAAUGACAAGAACCCCUUCUUCCAGGACUACGAUGAGGAGUACGAUAAGAAGGGGGCCAAGAUCGAAGAGGCCGGACGCAGCCGGGCUUCCAGCAGCCCGAAGCGAACGGCUGGAUUGGAACGGAGAAUCACAGACGACCGACCCAGCGGCUCGGGUGGUGGAGAGGAGAAGAGUAACGGAGGUGGCUUCAUCAGCCGGAUGAAGAGUAUGAGAAAGAGCCGUCCCGAGAGGCGGACUACAUCUGAUUAA